GGUCGGGACAGAGAUUUAUCACAAACGUUAAGGAUCUGGUUGAGUGACACUUUGGAUCAGAACAUGGUGCUACGAAAGAUCGUCAUCCUGGCGCUGUGCCUCCUGGCUGUGCGCACCUGCACGGCCAGGUGCCGUAACGCGACAGACCUGGAGGAGACGAUGCGGAGGAUGAUCCAGAAGCAGGGUUCAGGGCCCCCGGACACCCAAAGCUCAGCGGACUCCUCCGUCUCCUGCCCGCUGGACCUCUACCAGAAGCUGCCCUCCAUGGCUGACAAAGAUCGCUCCCUUUCUCCCUGGAAAUGGGUGACGGUAACCAGACCCGAUUACUUCCCCCGCACCUACACCGAGGCCAAGUGCAUGUGCGAAGGAUGCAUCCUGGUGCUCAAGAACGGAACGGUGAUCGAGAGCCCCGACUACAACAGCAAGCCGCUGCUCCACGCUUUCUUGUUCCUGAGGAGAGUCAGAGACAACUGCAAGGAAGGCAUGUACCGUCUGGUGCGGGAGAAAACGGAGGUGUCUGUGGGGUGCACCUGCGUCAGGGCGAACACGGUGAGCUCGUAGGGCCGAACCCAAACUACCACCAACUCCUGCAGACCUGGAGCUCAUAGCGACACCACUUCUGGACUCUGGUCGAGUUCUGCAGCUGCAAUUUGAGCUGGACUCCCGCAGCCGCUUUUAACUACUUAUUUAUUGCCUAUUUAUUUAUCCAAACUGUGUUGGGUUGGUCUUUCUCAUAACAAGUGUGAAGCUCUGCAUAGGGCAGCUGAAGUAAGCAGGGUAUUAAAUACCCGAUUCCACAACUGAUGAUAUUUCAUCAAAAAAAAAAUGGAGCUAUUGUGUACUACUGUUAUCUGAUAACAAUAAUAACAUUAAUAUUUAUGUUUUUUUGUUUGCAUUUAUAAUGUGUCAGAUUUUUCAUCACAUGAUGAG
This is a messenger RNA of Fundulus heteroclitus (mummichog), 930 nucleotides long. RefSeq names its product interleukin 17c (gene il17c). The transcript has 3 exons. NCBI's taxonomy places the organism in Eukaryota, Metazoa, Chordata, Actinopteri, Cyprinodontiformes, Fundulidae. Gene Ontology annotation, biological process: inflammatory response. The record is from RefSeq and is a predicted model, not a curated record. Gene Ontology annotation, molecular function: cytokine activity. Gene Ontology annotation, cellular component: extracellular region. Bases 64 to 561 code for a protein of 165 amino acids.